GGAGCCGUGCAUCCUGGGAGUUAUAGUUUCCGGCUCCCUCCUUCAGACUACAAGCUCCACAGAGCCGCGGGAGGACGGUUGCCUGGUAUUAUUAGCAAGCAGCAAAUAUGGCGGUGGCGCGCGUGGACGCGGCUUUGCCUCCCGGAGAAGGAUCAGUGGUCAAUUGGUCAGGACAGGGACUACAGAAAUUAGGUCCAAAUUUACCCUGUGAAGCUGAUAUUCACACUUUGAUUCUGGAUAAAAAUCAGAUUAUUAAAUUGGAAAAUCUGGAGAAAUGCAAACGAUUAAUACAGUUAUCAGUAGCUAAUAAUCGGCUGGUUCGGAUGAUGGGUGUGGCCAAGCUGACGUUGCUUCGUGUAUUAAAUUUGCCUCAUAAUAGCAUUGGCUGUGUGGAAGGGCUAAAGGAACUAGUACAUCUGGAAUGGCUGAAUUUGGCAGGAAAUAAUCUUAAGGCCAUGGAACAGAUCAAUAGCUGCACAGCUCUACAGCAUCUCGAUUUAUCAGACAAUAAUAUAUCCCAGAUAGGUGAUCUAUCUAAAUUGGUAUCCCUGAAAACCCUGCUUUUACAUGGAAACAUCAUCACCUCUCUUAGAAUGGCACCUGCUUACCUACCCAGAAGUCUUGCUAUACUUUCUUUGGCAGAAAAUGAAAUCCGAGACUUAAAUGAGAUCUCUUUUUUGGCAUCCUUAACUGAAUUGGAACAGUUGUCGAUUAUGAACAAUCCUUGUGUGAUGGCAACACCAUCCAUCCCAGGAUUUGACUAUCGGCCGUACAUCGUCAGCUGGUGCCUAAACCUCAGAGUCCUAGAUGGAUAUGUGAUUUCUCAGAAGGAAAGUUUGAAAGCUGAAUGGCUCUAUAGUCAAGGCAAGGGGAGAGCAUAUAGGCCUGGCCAGCACAUCCAGCUUGUCCAAUAUCUGGCUACAGUCUGCCCCCUCACUUCUACACUAGGUCUUCAAACUGCAGAGGAUGCCAAACUAGAGAAGAUUUUGAGCAAACAGAGGUUUCACCAGAGGCAGUUGAUGAACCAAAGCCAAAAUGAAGAGUUGUCUCCUCUUGUUCCUGUUGAAACAAGGGCAUCCCUUAUUCCUGAGCAUUCAAGCCCUGUUCAAGAUUGCCAGAUAUCCCAGGAAAGUGAACCCGUCAUUCAAGUGAAUUCUUGGGUUGGGAUAAACAGUAAUGAUGAUCAGUUAUUUGCGGUUAAGAAUAAUUUUCCAGCCUCUGUACACACUACGAGAUAUUCUCGAAAUGAUCUGCACCUGGAAGACAUACAGACGGAUGAGGACAAGUUAAACUGUAGUCUUCUCUCUUCAGAGUCUACUUUUAUGCCAGUUGCAUCAGGACUGUCUCCACUAUCACCUACAGUUGAGCUGAGGCUGCAGGGCAUUAACUUGGGCCUAGAAGAUGAUGGUGUUGCAGAUGAAUCUGUGAAAGGGCUGGAAAGCCAGGUGUUGGAUAAGGAAGAGGAAAAGCCUUUAUGGGCUGCAAAUGAGAAUUCUGUUCAAAUGAUGAGAAGUGAAAUCAAUACAGAGGUAAAUGAGAAAGCUGGACUAUUACCUUGUCCUGAGCCAACAAUAAUCAGCGCUAUCUUGAAGGAUGAUAACCACAGUCUUACAUUUUUUCCUGAGUCAACUGAACAGAAACAAUCAGACAUAAAGAAACCAGAAAAUACACAACCAGAAAAUAAAGAAACCAUAUCUCAAGCAACUUCAGAGAAACUUCCCAUGAUUUUAACCCAGAGAUCUGUUGCUUUGGGACAAGACAAAGUUGCCCUUCAGAAAUUAAAUGAUGCAGCCACCAAGCUUCAGGCCUGUUGGCGGGGAUUUUAUGCCAGGAACUACAACCCUCAAGCCAAAGACGUGCGUUACGAAAUCCGGCUACGCAGAAUGCAAGAGCACAUUGUCUGCUUAACUGAUGAAAUAAGGAGAUUACGAAAAGAAAGAGAUGAAGAACGUAUUAAAAAAUUUGUACAAGAAGAAGCUUUCAGAUUCCUUUGGAACCAGGUAAGGUCUCUACAGGUUUGGCAACAGACAGUGGACCAGCGUCUAAGUUCCUGGCAUACUGAUGUUCCUCCUAUAUCAAGUACUCUUGUGCCAUCAAAACAUCCAUUAUUUACCCAAAGCCAGGAGUCCUCUUGUGAUCAAAAUGCUGAUUGGUUUAUUGCUUCUGAUGUAGCUCCUCAAGAGAAAUCAUUACCAGAAUUUCCAGACUCUGGUUUUCAUUCCUCUCUAACAGAACAAGUUCAUUCAUUGCAGCAUUCUUUGGAUUUUGAGAAAAGUUCCACAGAAGGCAGUGAAAGCACCAUAAUGGGGAAUUCCAUUGACACAGUCAGAUAUGGCAAAGAAUCAGAUUUAGGGGAUGUUAGUGAAGAACAUGGUGAAUGGAAUAAGGAAAGCUCAAAUAACGAGCAGGACAAUAGUCUGCUUGAACAGUAUUUAACUUCAGUUCAACAGCUGGAAGAUGCUGAUGAGAGGACCAAUUUUGAUACAGAGACAAGAGAUAGCAAACUUCACAUUGCUUGUUUCCCAGUACAGUUAGAUACAUUGUCUGACGGUGCUUCUGUAGAUGAGAGUCAUGGCAUAUCUCCUCCUUUGCAAGGUGAAAUUAGCCAGACACAAGAGAAUUCUAAAUUAAAUGCAGAAGUUCAAGGGCAGCAGCCAGAAUGUGAUUCUACAUUUCAGCUAUUGCAUGUUGGUGUUACUGUGUAGCAUGUUGUGGUCUUUUGGGAGGCAGAUAUCCACUUAACUUUUCUUAAAAAUACUUUCAGUUGCCUUUUCUUUUUUUUGGAGGGAAAUACUCCCUACCCCUAAUUUUGUUACUAUUUAUAUAGAAUUUGUAUUCAUGUCUUAUAUUUUUCAGAUUCUAGAUAUUGAGCUGAGUUUUCAUUUUGAUUUUGUUAGCUUUUUACUUAGCUGUAAGGUACCAAACUAUUUAUAUUGAAAGCUAUAUGCACUUUAUUUCUUAACUGAAUUGCAUCAACAAUGUUCCUGUUUCUUUCAUGUACUCAUUUACUUUCAAAAAUAAGCUAGAAUACAUUAAAGAAAAUAGAAAAAAUUACCUUAAAUAUAUAAAUAAGAGAAUUUUGGCCCUUCUGUGUCUGAGAAAAUUAAUUAUAUAGCAAGGAAUGAAAUUUGAUAAAGCAAAUAUAAAUGAGAAAUAUGAGGAUUGUGAAUUAUUGAAAUUUGCCAGUCUCCCUGGUGUAAAAUGUUUUUUUAAAGCCUUUUUUCCUCCUUUCGGAGUCAAGGAAAGCCUUUCUAUAAGCAAAUUAAGGAAGAAAAGGUAGGAUUAUAAGAUUUCUCAAUGGGGAUGAUUAAAUUGUCUCAUGGAAAACUUCAGUUAAUGUCAUGCAUCAGUUUUAACAUAUGAAGUAAAGUGUUCUAUCCAGGAUUAAAGUCAAGUUUACUUAGGCAACACAAGAAUAUUUCACUUAGAUAUGAAGAAAGGAAACACUAGUCUCCAUUCACUUGAAAUACUCUCAUGGCAAAUAUUUAUCCUUUCAUUAAGUGCUUUUUCACCCUAUAGAUAAGCAUUUUUGUGCCAACAUGUUGUCAGAAAUUAAUGUAUGUUCAUCUCCUCUGUUCCUGCUUAUUUUUACUUAUGUAUUUCAGCAGAAGGUCCAUGGCCAUUCACUUCAAUUUUGACCUCUGUCCCAUAGUGAAGAACAUUUAAAGUAAUACUAAUGGUCGAAUAUGAAUGACUUUUUAGGAACUACUUUUUGUCUAACCUGAAAAAGUGCCACAUUUGGAAGACAAUUUAAUGAUGGUGAAGAAAUAAUAAACCUCACUUUACUUGUUAAAAGGGAUAUAUAUAUAUAUAUAUAUAUAUAUAUAUAUAUAUAUGUCUGCAACUUCAGGGAGAAAUAAGAUUGUGUUUGAAUAUUGUAGGUAGAUGCAUUUGUAAUUAAGGAUAAUAUCGUUUAACAACAUGUAUUUGGUUUCCCUCAACUUACAGACAUACGGCUAUUUAAAACUAUGGCAAUACUUAAGCGUCUCUAAAUUUAGGUGCUAAAUAUCUAUUAUUCUGUUGUAGUCAUUAGGUGCCCUUCUCUGAAGUUAUGUAAAAUAAAAGCAUCUGAUCCUUCAAGGAUAAAGUUGAGGAUCACAUGGUACGUGGCAUUUGUUGUUAUUGUUUUUUAAAGAGAUGGAGGCUGGCUCUGUUGGUGCAGUGCCACGAUCAUAGUUCACUAUAACCUCGAACUCCUGGCUCAAGUGAUCUCCCACUUCAGCCUCCCGAGUAUCUGGGAUUAUAAGCAAGAGCCACUGCUCCCAGCUCAUGGUAUUUGUUGAUAGUCAUAACAUUUUUCCUGUAUGGUAAGACGUAUUUUUCUCAGUUUAUAAAUACGUAGCACUCAGGUUGAGACGACUUGGAUUUUAUUCUUAGAAAUCCAGAAUCCCUUGAAAAGGAAAUAUUUUCUGUUUCUUAUAAAUAAAAGAGUAAUCUUACUUUCAGAAGGAUUUUCCUUAGUGAAACAUGUGUAACAUUGAAUGCAUGUUAAAUAAAAAUGGAAUUUCUAACUUUUUUUCAAUAGUGCUAAUUAUCUUUUCUGAAUGAUUUUGAAUGUCUUCUUAAAUAUACCCUAUUUUUCUAUUUUAAAGUUAAGUGCCUCACUUGCUGUCCAUAGUUAGACAAAGAAAAACCAAUUUGCACUGCACUAGUACCAAAAUACUACUUUAUACAUUAGUUUUUCAUAAAAGCUGCUGGAAUGUCAUGAUUCAGUAUUACCUAAAUAGAUUUCUGCUAAAAUCCUCUCCCUCCUGUCUUUUUUAAGUUAUGGAAAAACACAACUAAAUUCAUUUGAUCAUCAGCACUUGUUAGCAGGAUUUCCUUUUUUACCUUUGCCUUGUUUCUUUAGCCCACAAAUAGUACUCAGCAUACUUUCAUUAAAAAUUUGGCACAAUA
This is a messenger RNA of Pan troglodytes (chimpanzee), 4896 nucleotides long. RefSeq names its product centrosomal protein 97 (gene CEP97). The transcript is spliced from 11 exons. Gene Ontology annotation, cellular component: centrosome; U2 snRNP. Gene Ontology annotation, molecular function: U2 snRNA binding; protein binding. Bases 108 to 2705 code for a protein of 865 amino acids. The record is from RefSeq and is a predicted model, not a curated record. Lineage: Eukaryota; Metazoa; Chordata; Mammalia; Primates; Hominidae. Gene Ontology annotation, biological process: mRNA splicing, via spliceosome; negative regulation of cilium assembly.